AGAUGUGAUAGAAGAGAUCGUUUGAACCGAUUGUUAAAAGUAGGCAUGGAUAUAAUAAUUUGAAUCAAAUAGUAAUGCAUUAACAAAAUUUCUGUUUCUUUUAUACAUGAAUGCUUUUGAAGGUACCGCUGGGAACAGACGAAUGCACGCAAAAUCUCAGUAGUUCCGAUUCGGAGACACACUUGAAUUAACAGGAGACCAAAUGGCCAAUUUAGUCGUGAACACAACCUCGCCGAUGGCUGGACGCCGAUUGAACCGGGACGUGAACCGGCUGUUGGCUGCGGGGUAUCAAACAGUCAUUGACGAUGACAUGACUAAUUUAGAUGUGAGUUUCGUGGGUCCCAUGGGCAGUGCCUAUGAGGGCGGCAUAUGGAUCGUUAAUGUCGCCAUGCCACAGGAGUAUCCGCUGAAGGCGCCUCGCUUGCGUUUCGUUACAAAGAUUCUACACCCGAACAUUGAAUUUACCACCGGACUGGUGUGCAUGAAUGUCUUCAAGCAGGCAUGGUCUGCCAAUUAUGACUUGGUUAAUAUAUUUGAAACAUUUUUGCCCCAAUUAUUGCGACAUCCGAAUCCGCAUGAUCCUCUCAAUCAUCAUGCGGCUGCAAUAAUGAAGCGCUCAGAACAGGAUUUUCGUGAUACAGUCUCAAUGUUUCUCAGAAUGUACGCUCUACCGAUUGUUACGACGGGUCGAUCCAGAGAUUCUGAAAAUCUCGAGAAACGCUCUUCAGACUUGAGCUUAUCCGACUUGCUAUCCGAUGAUGAUGACGACGACGAUUAACUGUUGGCUGGUCUUUUGUUUAUUUUAAUAGUGUAUAUAUUUCUCGAACAACAAAAUGCUAUUUUUCCAUUUGCUAAGAAUUAGUAUUUAUAAUGUCAAAAAAUUGUAUAUUAAAAGUGGAUAUUGCAGUCCUUAAUGUCUUUA
This is a messenger RNA of Drosophila nasuta, 922 nucleotides long. RefSeq lists its product as uncharacterized. The transcript has 2 exons. Lineage: Eukaryota; Metazoa; Arthropoda; Insecta; Diptera; Drosophilidae. The record is from RefSeq and is a predicted model, not a curated record. The coding region runs from base 203 to 778 and encodes 191 amino acids.